AUGGCCUCUUACGGCCAAGACUUUGGUGCUGGCGGACCCUACGAGGUAAAGAACACGGGCUAUGUUGCUACCGACGAGGAAAAGAAUCAUUACGAUGUCGGCCCCCGUCAUCCCAGUAUUGUCGGAUCUGUGAAGGCAGUCACCGAUCAGACGCACCGAACGCUCAAGAGCAGACACAUCCAGCUUAUCGGUAUUGGAGGAACCAUUGGUACUGCCUUAUACGUGCAGAUUGGCCGAGGUUUGAUGAACGGAGGACCUGGAAGUUUGUUCAUUGCAUUCUCGUUAUGGUGUACUGUCAUUCUGGCUGUGACGCUCAGUAUCGCUGAGAUGGUCACAUUCCUCCCUAUAUCUUCGCCGUUUAUCCGAUUUGCCGGAAGAUUUGUGGAUGAUGCUUUCGGUUUCGCGGCUGGCUGGAACUUCUUCGUGUUCGAAGCUGCUCUUGUGCCCUUUGAGAUUGUGGCUUGCAAUGUCAUCAUCGGCUUUUGGAGUGAUGUCGUGCCUACAGGCGCCAUCAUCGCGAUCGUUCUCGUGCUCUAUGCCGUAAUCAACAUGAUGGCCGUCAAAUGGUACGGCGAAACCGAGUUCUGGGCCGCCAUCGGCAAAGUCCUCCUCAUCAUCGGCCUGCUCAUCUUCACCUUCAUCUCCAUGUUGGGCGGCAACCCGGAGAAAGAUCGGUACGGUUUCCGCUACUGGAAGAACCCUGGUAGUUUCACAGAACUCUAUGAACCAGGUCAGCUCGGUCGCUUCCUGGGCUUCCUACAGUGCCUGAUCCAGGCUUCCUUUACGAUUGCCGGACCAGAUUACGUUUCCAUGGCAGCAGGAGAGACUGAGAACCCGCGCAAAGUCAUGCCCCGUGCCUACAACGCCGUUUUCUACCGUCUGACCACAUUCUUCGUGCUCGGCUCGCUGGCUGUCGGUAUCAACGUGCCCUACAACGAUCCAGAGCUGAUCGCCGCUUUCCGAGACGGCAAGCCAGGUGCAGCAGCUUCACCCUACGUCAUCGCCAUGAACCGACUCCGUAUCGAAGGUCUACCUCACGUUGUCAACGCUGGUGUCCUCGCCUCCGCUUUCUCCGCCGGAAACUCCUACGUCUACUGCGCGUCCCGUUCGCUCUUUGGUCUCGCUCUAGAAGGAAAAGCGCCCAAGUUCCUCACCAAGUGCACGAAGCAAGGUGUACCUUUCUACUGCGUCUUCUUCGUCCUCUUGAUUGCCCUGCUGUCCUUCCUCCAGCUCAGCGAGAACUCCGCUGUCGUGCUGAACUGGUUCGUCAGCUUGGUGACGGCAUCGCAGUUGAUCAACUUCAGCGUCAUGUGCUUCACCUUUUUGAAGUUCCACAAGGCGUGUCAGGCACAGGGUCUCGAUCGAGACACGCUGCCAUACAAGGGUAUUGGCCAGCCCUACGCCGCAUGGUACGGCCUUGUAUGCACCUUCAUCAUGACGUUUGUCGGUGGCUAUACUGUGUUCCUGAAUGGCAAGUGGGCUGUCGCUGAUUUCCUGUUCUCAUACUUGAUGGUCUUUGCCUUCCCCGUUCUCUUCAUUUUCUGGAAGGUUCUCAAGAGGACUAAGUGGGUUUCACCGUCUGAAGCGGAUCUUGUGACUGAUCUCGCGGAGAUUGAGGAGUACCAUCGUACUUUUGUGGAGAAGCCAGAGACUAAUGCUUUCAACCGUGUCUUGGACAAGAUGUUUGGAUAG
This is a messenger RNA of Alternaria incomplexa, 1692 nucleotides long. RefSeq lists its product as uncharacterized. Gene Ontology annotation, molecular function: amino acid transmembrane transporter activity. Gene Ontology annotation, biological process: amino acid transmembrane transport. Lineage: Eukaryota; Fungi; Ascomycota; Dothideomycetes; Pleosporales; Pleosporaceae. The transcript is spliced from 5 exons. Gene Ontology annotation, cellular component: membrane. The record is from RefSeq and is a predicted model, not a curated record. Bases 1 to 1692 code for a protein of 563 amino acids.